AUGAGACAGAUGGAGGAGCUGAUCCACGUCUCUCAAACACUGGAGUUUGACAAGCUCAGAGCGGUUUUUGUGCUCGACCACGCCCACCGCUCUCUGGUGCAGGUGCAGCCAUUAGAUGAAGGCGGGAGUGGCGGCAGCCCUCUUGAGCACUGCUUCAACCUCACGCUGCUGGAAAACCACCAGGGGCGCAUAAUGGAGAGGCUGAUCAAAGCUCCAUCUCAGUCAGACAUGCACAGGUGGAUGGCUGCGUUUCCAAAUCCCAUCAACCCUGACGGAGACGACGAUGAAGUGAUUUACGAGGACUGGGAUUGUCCACAGGUGCAGUGUGUGGAGCCGUACAUCGCCCAGCAGGCAGACGAGCUCACCCUGGAGCCCACUGAGAUCAUCAACAUCAUCCGUAAAACGAACGAGGGCUGUUACGAAGGCAUCCGCCUGUCGGACGGUCAGAAGGGCUGGUUCCCCUCAGGAAACGUCAUAGAGAUCACCAACGAGCACGUGAGGCGGAGAAACCUGCGAGAGCGCUACAGGGUCAUGCAGGCGGCAAGCAUGGUCACCAUCAGCAAGGCCAACACCAGCAGUUAGGGUUUAGAUUUGUCAAAGAAGUGAGCUGUGUAUGUAGAGUAUUCAGGGAAUUUUAAAGGUAUUGUUCUUACAAGCAGGAAGUGAAAGAAGACUGAUGCUCAUGAGACAGCAUACCAGAUCUACAAUCAUCCCCCUAUCUAUUGUAUACUAAAGGAGCACUUACUGCAAGCUGCUGGGCGUGUGGUAGAUCAUUUACUGACACUUAUGUGCAUGUGUGCAUUCAAAAACAAAGAUCAGCGUCCUGCAGCACUACAGCUGCAGAGUCGAGCUCUUCUUUAGAGCAUGCAGUCGUGCAUUAACGUCAAUCACUUUUUUAAAAUGCUGAUCUUUUUAUCUGCUGCUCGGCAAAGAUUGUAGACACUUCAGAUCUACAGCCAAGAAAAAGAUCUUGAUGUUCCCGUACUGUACCUCCUCUUAUAUCAUAGUCGUCACAUGUGCACACACACACACCCGUUAAAAUCUUCUCGUCCCUGCCAUGAACAGGCUGUCGUGUGUCGUCAAGGAGACGAGAGCACAGGAUGCAACACGUUUGAUGCCACAGUUGUAAAAACAAAACACACCUUGACUGAAAUACAAGUGUUGAACGAGACGAAUCUAAUCAGGAAGUGCCUUUGAAUCGACUCAGAACGCAGAACAAAUAUUUAAGACUUCCGGUACGAUCACAUAGAGGAUUUUAAAAUGCAUGUCAAUGUGAGCUAGACUGUACUGCCAUUACAGUUUUGUGCUGUCCACUAGCUCGUUAGCUUGUGCCAUUGUAGUUUAAUACUGUAGCGCCCCCUGCUGCUUGUUGUCAUGGAAGCUGGGUAAUCUUAUGUGGAAAUGUAUAAAGUGUUGUAAAUAAUGUGUAGGGGAUUCUCUCCUUCAAAACAGUUGUGGUGCUUUUAAUAAAAAAAAAUGACACUUUUUAACUCA
Messenger RNA from Labrus bergylta (ballan wrasse), 1494 nucleotides. The record is from RefSeq and is a predicted model, not a curated record. NCBI's taxonomy places the organism in Eukaryota, Metazoa, Chordata, Actinopteri, Labriformes, Labridae.